Parnassius mnemosyne (clouded apollo) is the source of this 1491-nucleotide messenger RNA. NCBI's taxonomy places the organism in Eukaryota, Metazoa, Arthropoda, Insecta, Lepidoptera, Papilionidae. The record is from the annotation of a GenBank genome assembly.
AUGUUACUUCAAAUCGGACUGGCUGCAUUAGCAGCUUUUGUUAUAUGGAAAUUAUUGUUUAAUGAAGAUGACAAUCCCCUGGACCAACUUCCAGGACCACCGAAAUGGCCAAUUAUUGGAAGCGCUUUAAGUUUUAUAGGGACGUCGAACACUGACGUCCUUGCUAUGUUGCGUGAUUUUCCGGAAAAGUACGGGUAUAGAUACAUGAUCAAGGUGUUCGGUCAGCGUGUUUUGCAUAUCUACAACGUAGAGGAUAUAGAGAUUAUUUUAUCGAGUUCAAGGAAUAUUACAAAAAACAAGCCAUACUUAUUCCUUGAACCAUGGCUCGGGACUGGAUUGUUGAUAAGCACAGGCAAGAAAUGGCAUCAACGUCGGAAAAUUUUAACCUCCACAUUCCACUUUAAUAUACUCAAGAAUUUUUCAAAAGUGUUCGAAGAGAAAAGUCGCGAUCUGGUCCAUAGACUGAAGCAAAUGCCUGAUGAAGUGGACGUUGCAUCUGUUUUUAGCGAUUUCACGCUCUAUGCAAUAUGCGAAACAGCUAUGGGAACCCAACUCGAUUUUGAAAAAUCUGAGAGUAGCGUUAAAUAUAAAGAUGCAGUUCAAGAUAUUGGUAAACAAGUUUCAAAUCGUCUUGCAAAAUUUUGGCUCCAUUCUGAUUUAGUAUUUUAUCAGACAACAUUGGGAAAACAAUUUGUUAAAUGCUUGAAAACAGUCCAUUCGUUUGCGGAUAGUGUCAUUAUGGAUAGAAGGAAGAAGAAGAUAAGUCAAGAAGACUUUUUAAUGAUGCAGAAUUUCGAUGACAACUCUUUUAAUGGAACUAAAAAACGGCUCGCCUUAUUAGAUUUCCUGAUUGAAGCAGAGAAAAAAGGAGAAAUAGAUUUAGAAGGAAUUCGAGAAGAAGUGAACACGUUCAUGUUUGAAGGUCACGACACCACCGCCAUGGGCUUGGUUUUUGGUGUAAUGCUGUUAGCUGAUCACGAAGAAGUUCAGGAGAAAAUUUACGAAGAAUGUAAAAGUAUAUUCGGUGAUUCGGACCGCACGCCAAGUUGGUCCGAUUUGACUGAGAUGAAAUAUCUAGAAGCGACCGUUAAGGAGAUAUUACGGCUCUAUCCCAGUGUACCAUUCGUUGGAAGACAGGUCACUGAAGAUUUUAUGCUGGGUGACGUACUAGUGAAGAAAGACGUUGAUAUACUUAUACAUAUCUAUGACUUGCAUCGUCGUGAGGAUAUCUAUCCGGAAGCAGAGGCCUUCAAACCGGAACGGUUCCUUGACGGAGAAGUUCGUCAUCCAUAUGCUUACAUACCGUUCAGUGCUGGACCAAGGAACUGCAUUGGUCAGCGAUUUGCGAUGCAAGAAAUGAAAUGUGCCCUCAGUGAGAUUUGCCGGAACUUCAGACUAACGAGAAAGGCGAAAGGGGUCCGACCAACGCUUAAGGCGGAUAUUAUGCUGCGACCUAUCGAGCCUGUUUAUGUAAAAUUUUUACAGCGUUAG